Molecule: messenger RNA, 2762 nt
Organism: Patella vulgata (common limpet)
Lineage: Eukaryota; Metazoa; Mollusca; Gastropoda; Patellidae
Product: zinc finger protein 501
Exons: 3
Coding region: 378-1826 (482 amino acids)
Biological process (GO): regulation of transcription by RNA polymerase II
Cellular component (GO): nucleus
Molecular function (GO): RNA polymerase II transcription regulatory region sequence-specific DNA binding; DNA-binding transcription factor activity, RNA polymerase II-specific
Source: RefSeq, a predicted model, not a curated record
CCCAAACCGUUGAUUGUGAGUUUUUCGUGUUUGGUAGAUCUAGGUCUCAAAUCAGUAUACAACAAUUUCUGUGCUUCGCCGGAAAUGAACUGACCAUACUCGCAAAACAUAGAAGAAAGGACGGAAUUUUCAUUGAAUGUUUUUUCUUUCAGAUCAAUUUUCUAAUUAAACAGUGGGCUACGUGUAGGUGGUAGUCUGAACAUGGAUCUGUGUUAGUUAAAAGCUAAUAUCGUCUUGAUGUGACGUUAUAACCAUAUCAGAUAAACCGGAUUAACAGUCGUCACCAAGACCAACUAUAAAUAUACAGUCUGAACUAUAAACAAUCGUCACCCAGGCCAGCUAUAGCGUAUAAAUAUACAGCCUACAAAUACAGAAAAAUGGAGACCAAUGAUUUAAAAACCUUUCAUCAGUGUGUUGUAUGUGAUGAGAUUUUUCAACAAUAUGAUGAUUUAGAAAAACAUAAUAAAAUACAUGUUAAAGAAGAGAAAACUGAUGAUGUAGAUGAACAUUGUCGCGUUAAAGAUGAGAAAAUAAAUGAAUAUUGUCAUAUUAAACAAGAGAUAUCUGAUGAUGUUGAUGAAUAUUGUCAUGUUAAAGAAGAGAAAACUGAUGAUAUUGAAACAUUGCAUCAGUGUAAUUUGUGUGAUGAGAAAUUUGAAUUAGAUACUGAUUUAGAAAAACACUGUGGAAAACAUCAUACAGAAGAGGAGCCUGUUUUACAACAUGGUAAAAAUUGGGAGACAAGUUUUAACCAGUAUAAUGAAACUAAGGUACAACAAGAAACAGGUUCUUCUGCAGAGAGUAUAUUAUGCAAUCUAUGUAGUAAGCCAUUUAUUAACCAAUCUGAACUUAAAAAACACUUGAAAAUUCACUCGGAAGAAAAACUUUACAGUUGUGAUAUUUGCUGCAAAUCAUUUGUGAACAGAUUUCGCCUCGAGAGACACAAAAGAAGUCAUACUGGAAUAAAACCCUUCACAUGUAAGAUUUGUGAACAAUCCUUUCAUUCAAGUUCUUAUCUUCAAAUACACAUAAGAAUUCAUACGGGCCAGAAGCCAUAUAAAUGUGAUGUUUGUAGUAAAUCUUUCAACAUGAGUGGUCAUCUAAGAGAACAUAAGAGAACGCAUACGGGUGAGAAGCCAUAUAAAUGUGAUGUUUGUGAUAAAUCAUAUCGCGAAAGUAGUCAUCUUAUCGUACACAAAAGAACCCACACAGGCGAAAAAUGCUUUAAAUGUGGAGUUUGUAGUAAAUCAUUUAUCGUAAGUAAUAAACUGAAAAAUCACAUGCAGAUUCAUACAGGCGAUAAACCUUAUAAAUGUGAUGUUUGUGGUAAAUCAUUUGCACAAAAGAGUUAUUUACAGCAGCACAAGCGAACCCAUACAGGCGAUAAACGUUACAAAUGUGGUGUUUGUAGUAAAUCAUUUUUAGAUAGUCGCAAUGUACAGAGUCACAUGAGAAUCCAUUCUGGUGAGAAGCCGUUUAAUUGUGAUGUUUGUGGUAAAUUGUUCAGCCAAAGUUCUCAUCUACAAUCCCACAUAAAGACUCACACGGGAGAAAGACCAUCCAAACUUUUUGAAUGUGGUGUUUGUAGUAAAUCAUUUCCCAGUCGACGUAAUCUACAGCGGCAUAUCUCAACCCAUACGGCAGAGAGACCUUAUAAAUGUGAUGUCUGUGAUAAAUCAUUUACAAACAGCGACUAUUUGAAGAAACAUAUUAGAAUUCAUACUGGGGAUAAACCAUAUAGAUGUGGUGUUUGUGAUAAAGGAUUUUUAGAUAACCGUAGUCUACAGAGACACAUCAAAACACAUAGUAGAGACAAUAUGUUAUAAUAUGUAAUCUACAGAGACACAUCAGAAUGCAUUUUAGAGACAAUAUCUUAUAAUAUGUAAUCUACAGAGACACAUCAGAACGCUGAGACAAUACAUGUAUGUUAUAAUCUGUAGUCUACAGAGACACAUCAAAACACAUAGUUGAGACAAUAUGUUAUAAUAUGUAGUCUACAGAGACACAUCAGAACGCAUAGUAGAGACAAUAUCUUAUAAUAUGUAAUCUACAUAGACACAUCUAAACACGUAGUAGAGACAAUAUGUUAUAAUCUGCAGUCUACAGUGAUGUAUCAAAACAGUAGCAGAGGCGAGAGAAAUGGGGUUAAAUGUCCACUCGACACAAACUAGGUCAUUUCGGGACUAACAUGUCCGACCAGGAAUAUAGAAGACAGAUUUCCCUAGUACCAACCCCUAUCCACAUUUUUAGUAUUUUCCUUGAGAAAUGUGUCCGUUCUGCGUUGUCGGAUCAAUUUCUAAAUUGUAUUUCGCAGAUGUAGAUCAGAUACGUUUUGCAGGUCUCCAGUGUGGACUGUGAAAGGGGCUUUUCUAAACAGAAUUUAAUAAAGAAACCAAAUUAACAAACCGCCUCACUACUUAAACUGGAAAUGAACUUAAAAUCCUUUAUUGUAUGAGGGUCAGCUAGAUCUACAGUAAAAUAACAUAUUGAUCUGUAUUGUGUCCUUCUGUUGUUGGUGUUGAAUAAAUGAUCAUAUGGAACUUACCUGAAAAAAAUAAAAAAAUUAAUUUAUAGAUUGUUGUUUUUUUAUUACGUAUGAUUUUGAAAAUUUUGUAGACACAUGAUUUUUAAUUGUGGUCUGAAUCCAUCUUCUUGGUAAAAAUGCCUGAAAAGAAAAAUUUUGAAAUAUCAACCCUGCGGUGUACUAUGGGGGGAAAUUUUGUCAGCUGUUUACCAUAACUAUGUAUUAUUUAGUUACUAAA